AUGGACACGGCUACGAGACAAGUAAAACUUCUCCGUAUCGGGAAUAUCAUAUCGUUCCUGCUUGCUUCUGGCAUUCAUCUUGCUGCGAUACUCGUCUUAUCACCGAAUAUUGGUACUAUCAUCGACGACAAUUUCUGUUUUUUCACUCCGGACAAAUCGUUUAUAUAUGUAUUCUGGGGGUUAUAUUAUCUGUUGGCAUUUGGAUUCGUUUUCUAUGCUCAGUUGAUCGAUGAAGAAUAUGCACAAAAAAUUGUAAAGGGAGUAAUUGGACCGUGGUUUAUUGUUUCUAACCUCGUUUUGGUUGGUUGGGUCCGAUUUUUGCUCGCAGAAAACUUUGACUGGGCUUUUAUUCUCUCGAUCAUUAACUCUGUUAUUCUAGCCUACGUCCAUCGCAAACUCUUCCGCUUCUUCCCCCUAUACAGUCUUCCUACCCACUAUCGCAUUGCCAACAUCUGGUUGAUUUUUGUUCCAUUCUCCAUGCUCGUUGCGAAUUGGUUCUAUUUCGCAAUAUACACUGGAUUCCAAACAGUUGACUUCGAUGGUGAUAUGGAUAGUUACGUGGCUACGGUGAUUCUGUUGAUUUAUACGAUUAUAGGUUGGGGAUGGAUCGUAUUUGGCUGGUUUACUCGAAGAAAUAGAGAUGGAUUUUUUGGCAUUUCGGUUGCUUGGCUGCUUUCUGCUGUUGCUUCUGAACAGCGAGAUGUCUUCCUUUUCGCCGCACUAGCAGGGAUCCUCUCGAUCUCAUUGUUUGGAGCUAUUUUCAUUGUCUUCCUUAGGGAUGGAGGGUCGUUCACUCAGGCAUUAUAUUCUAAUCAGGACUCCACUGCCGAAGAAAGGGAGCCAUUGAGUGAAUCAUGA
Molecule: messenger RNA, 858 nt
Organism: Paraglomus brasilianum
Lineage: Eukaryota; Fungi; Glomeromycota; Glomeromycetes; Paraglomerales; Paraglomeraceae
Source: the annotation of a GenBank genome assembly